Messenger RNA from Babesia bigemina, 561 nucleotides. RefSeq lists its product as hypothetical. The record is from RefSeq and is a predicted model, not a curated record. Bases 1 to 561 code for a protein of 186 amino acids. The transcript is spliced from 2 exons. Lineage: Eukaryota; Apicomplexa; Aconoidasida; Piroplasmida; Babesiidae.
AUGACCUUCCACGUCUACUACCUUGUCUUCAGCAUCCUAGCGGCGCUGCUGUGCACCCCUGCCGCCUGCGACAUCGACUCAUUCAUCGACCAUAAGAAUGCUGCAAUACCUCUUCGUGAGCUUUCUGGCGUGUCUAGGAGGAAGUACCUACAAAACGAUAUGGCUCGAUUGGUUGCAGCGCCGUCUAAUGUAUCUCGCAUGGACAGCGACGAAGAAGACGAUGAGGACGAUGAUGAUGAUGAGGGCGACUAUCAUCAUGUAGAAGCUGAUGGCACUGGAUCUGCGACAAGCACCCGCAUCGCCGACAUUACGACCUCCAAACAGGUCGACAGCAAGGAUUCUGUGAAGCAAGAGCGUAAGCCUCUGCUGAUGGGCAGCCUGCCAACGCACACCGAGAAGUCUGAUGCUCCAGUUUGCGCUUUGGACGUCAUUAGCGACUUUUUAAAUAGGCUUUCUGAGAAGUUCCACAGCAGCAUGAACGAGUUUUUCGAGAACAUUGAUAAGCAGAUCAAGGCGAACAGCGAGCUUCCUUUAUUGGAGCAGGGUGACACCUUCUUCUGA